This is a messenger RNA of Chroicocephalus ridibundus (black-headed gull), 1001 nucleotides long. RefSeq names its product small nuclear ribonucleoprotein polypeptide A' (gene SNRPA1). The record is from RefSeq and is a predicted model, not a curated record. The transcript is spliced from 9 exons. The coding region runs from base 116 to 883 and encodes 255 amino acids. Lineage: Eukaryota; Metazoa; Chordata; Aves; Charadriiformes; Laridae. Gene Ontology annotation, cellular component: U2 snRNP. Gene Ontology annotation, molecular function: protein binding; U2 snRNA binding. Gene Ontology annotation, biological process: mRNA splicing, via spliceosome.
UCUGGCUGAGCUCGGCGCUCGGCUGGUCGGCCUGGCGCGGCGCGGCGCGGCCUAGCGGCGGUCCGGCGCGGCGGGGAGCGGCGCGGUGUGGAGCUGAGCGGCGGAGCCCGGCGGGAUGGUGAAGCUGACGGCGGAGCUGAUCGAGCAGGCGGCGCAGUACACCAACGCCGUCCGCGACCGAGAGCUCGACCUGCGCGGCUAUAAAAUCCCUGUUAUUGAGAACUUGGGUGCUACUCUGGACCAGUUUGAUGCAAUUGAUUUCUCUGACAAUGAGAUCCGUAAACUGGAUGGGUUCCCUCUGUUGAGAAGGCUGAAAACUCUUCUGAUGAAUAACAAUAGGAUUUGUCGGAUUGGUGAAAGCCUGGAACAGGCUCUGCCCAGCCUGACGGAGCUCAUUCUUACCAACAACAACAUUGCUGAAUUGGGUGAACUGGAUCCGUUAUCAACUAUUAAAUCGCUGACUUACCUGAGCAUUUUAAGGAACCCUGUAACAAAUAAGAAGCAUUACAGAUUAUAUGUGAUCCACAAAGUUCCCCAGGUCAGAGUGCUGGAUUUUCAAAAAGUGAAACUCAAAGAGCGACAGGAGGCAGAGAAAAUGUUCAAGGGCAAACGGGGUGCACAGCUUGCAAAGGAUAUUGCCAGGAGAACAAAAACCUUCAAUCCAGGUGCUGGUUUGCCAACUGACAAAAAGAAAGCUGGGCCCUCCCCAGGGGACGUUGAGGCAAUAAAGACUGCUAUAGCAAAUGCCACAACUCUGGCUGAAGUGGAGCGACUGAAAGGCUUACUACAGGCUGGUCAGAUCCCCGGCAGAGAACGAAAAUCAGGCCCGUCAGAGGAGGCUGAGGAAGAAAUGGAGGAAGACGCGGUUCCCAACGGAUCGUAGGCCCGGGCCCGCUGCCUCUCCCUGCAGGGGGGCUCGGGCCGGCGCCGCCGCGGGCAACCCUCCCCCCGCACCCCGUCCUUGCGCAUUUCGGCCUUCAAUAAACGAACGUUUCUUUUUC